AUGGCCCCCGGGCCACCCAAUUUAGGGGAUAAUCGCUUUGCCAGCCUCAGCGUUAGCCCCAAAGCUAAGAAAAAAAGACCAUUUCAGAAACUACCAGUUGACUUCCCAGACCUCCCUGAAACACAGUGCAAGAAUCCGAGAUUCUUAAUAGUCUCAUCAAUAAACUCUCCGAAAACCAUAUCCGAGUAUAACUGCUUUGCCGUCCAUAGAGCCCUUAUGUAUAUCAGCAAAGACAUCAUAUCCAUCUCUAAUCUUCGCGAUGGUAGCCUUCUCCUGCUGGUCAACUCCAGGGAAAUUAGUGACAAAUUCACCAAAGUGACCUCUUUACCCGGCUUAUGCGAAAUCGAGUGCAAACUCCACAACACUCUUAACUUUGUCAAAGGCACCAUUUAUGCACCCUGCCUUAUUAACAUUCCAGAAAACGAAAUUGUUGAGGAACUAAAAUCUCAAAAUGUACACAGCGUCUUUAAGUUCACCAAAAUGAUCGACGGCACUCCCAAACCAUUUGGAAAAAUCCUCGUAACGUUUGACUGUUUUACUCUUCCCAGUAAACUAACCGUUUCCUGGCACACAGUUAAGGUUUCAGAAUAUAUACCCAACCCGAUGAGAUGUAAGUCUUGUCAAUUAUUGGGCCACACAUCAAAGCACUGCAAGAACUCAGCCGCCUGUGUAUCAUGCAAUCUUACCCCCCACCUUCCCGUGCCCUGCACUCGCAUUUUCUGUGCAAACUGCGCCGGCGGACACCCAGCUUCCUCACCCGAAUGUCCACAAUAUCAAACACAAAAACAACUUCUUCACAUCAAAACAAGCAAAAAAUUCAGUUUCCGUGAAGCUCGUACGAUCCUAAAUCAACAGCAAAACACAACAACUAACUCCAAGCCUACCUACUUGACCGUCGCAAGCCAGAACCCAGCACCCGCUGUUCUUAUCACAAAAACCCGAAACCCAGACGCGAUUACAAACACCGACUUGCCCACCAGCUCGGCAAAAGUACCAACUCCUCUCUCACCAACAUAUCCCACUUCUCGUGCCAACUCUUUGAAUCUCGAAGAGAAUCUUACUUCCUCACCAAGCAACUCUGCCAAAACUGAUUUCUCUUACUCUAGCCCAACUAGUAAACUAAAAAUAUGUAUGGAACGAUCUCGCGCCCUUAGGGAGGAAGCAAAUGCUCUAAUCGGACAAACCUACAACGACGACAACAAUAUAUCAAUGACCUCAAGAUCCAACUCAAACGAAUCAAUUGCUUCACACACCUCAAACCUACAAACAAUAAUCAACACAACAGACUCAGACGACACUAUGGAUGAUACCGACUCUUAG
This is a messenger RNA of Drosophila santomea, 1320 nucleotides long. RefSeq lists its product as uncharacterized. NCBI's taxonomy places the organism in Eukaryota, Metazoa, Arthropoda, Insecta, Diptera, Drosophilidae. The coding region runs from base 1 to 1320 and encodes 439 amino acids. The transcript has a single exon. The record is from RefSeq and is a predicted model, not a curated record.